Molecule: messenger RNA, 1443 nt
Organism: Humulus lupulus (European hop)
Lineage: Eukaryota; Viridiplantae; Streptophyta; Magnoliopsida; Rosales; Cannabaceae
Product: transcription factor MYB8-like
Exons: 3
Coding region: 203-1099 (298 amino acids)
Source: RefSeq, a predicted model, not a curated record
GAUUUUAUUCUGUUCAUAGUUUUUUUCCUUUCUCUUUCUCAGUUUAUUCAUCAAAUCAAUACAAUAGCAGUGUUCAAUUCAUAUAUAUAUAGUUAUAUAUACCUUAUUAGAUUUAUUGAAAUAAACUAGCUAGCUUAUAAUAAGUAUCAAAAUUUCUUAUAAGUACGUAUAUAGGUAUAGCUAUAUAUCAUCAGAUCAUAGAAUGAGAAAACCUUGUUGUGAUAAGCAAGACAUAAACAAAGGAGCUUGGUCCAUACAAGAGGACCAGAAGCUUAUUGAUUACAUCAACAAACACGGCGAGGGUUGCUGGCGAACCCUUCCCAAGGCUGCAGGCUUGCUUCGAUGUGGAAAAAGUUGUCGGCUAAGAUGGAUUAAUUAUCUGCGUCCAGACCUUAAAAGAGGCAACUUUGCUGAAGAUGAAGAAGAUCUCAUCAUUAAACUCCAUGCACUCCUAGGCAACCGGUGGUCACUAAUUGCUGGAAGAUUGCCUGGACGUACGGACAACGAGAUAAAGAACUAUUGGAACUCUCAUCUAAGGAGAAAGCUCAUAAACAUGGGCAUUGAUCCCAAUAACCACCGCUUAACUCACACAGCCACCACCACUACUACUACUACUACUGCCCCUCGUCCCCAGCUAACUCUUCAUCAUAAUAAUAAAAAUGAUAUACGUACAACCACAACUACUACUUCAUCGGCCGUCGUUAAAAGCUCUAAAAACGACCGAGUUCCUCCGGCCAAACCGCACCGCGAAAACGGCGGCGGCGAUCAUCACGAGAUAUCGGACGCCGCAAGUUGCUUGGAAGAUAAUCAGGAGUACAUCUCGACAUGUUCUGCUCAUCGUGAUCAUCACCGGUUGCCUGAUUUAAACCUAGACCUCACCAUGAGCAUGGAUAGUACUACAGCUCCUUUGCAGCAGCCAGAUCAACCUUAUGGUUAUCAUAAUACUAAUAAUAAUGUCAAAGAUGAUGAUGAAGCUCGUGAGCCAAAAUUUAACGCUCAUCAGAAUAAUAAUCAUAAUCCCAGUCAAUUGAGGAACGACUACUGCUUCGAAGUGCUCGACUCCUCAUCUGCAGCUCCAACACUCCCUCUCUUCAUAUAAUUUUAAUGAUUUGAUCGAGGGAGACAUUGACAUGUAAGAAGCCAUAUACUUAUAUAUAGUACUUCUAGUACUACUGUAGCUGUAUCCGAAACCACCAUUGAGAUUUGAAUGAUUUAAAGGGAACAAGACCAGUCCAUAAACUAUAUAUAUAUAGCUAAGACAUUUGUUGAUGAUCUUAUUUUUUUUAUAGGCAACUUAUUUUCAUGGGGUAUAUCGUAUACGUGUGUACAAUUAGUUUAUGGCUUAAUACUAUAUUUAAUGUACACUUCGGCAUAUGAUUUGAACCUCUAAAUUAAAUUAUAAUAUCAUAUAUAAAUAAAAAUUAGACAUCGUUUUUGCUUUAA